Messenger RNA from Paramecium tetraurelia, 555 nucleotides. RefSeq lists its product as uncharacterized. The transcript has a single exon. Lineage: Eukaryota; Ciliophora; Oligohymenophorea; Peniculida; Parameciidae. The record is from RefSeq and is a predicted model, not a curated record.
AUGGUUUCAUUUUAAUGGUUGAUUCAUCCAAAAGCAACCGAUAAGCAAGCAAAUUUUUAGCAUUAUUUAUUGAGUGAUAAUUCAAAUUCUUUAUUUCAGAUUAAUUUUAUAAUGUGUUCUAACCUUUAAUUAAAAAUUUAUCUGUUUUUUUCAAAAAUUUCAUCUUUUCCAAUUCUUCAACUAUGCAUUGUACUUGUUGGGCCAUAACAUAAAUGUUUUCUUCUUUAACAGUCACUUCAAAAGAGCAAUUUUAUUUUUCUCUUUGUGUUCAUUGCUUAUAGAUUUCUAUUAUUAUGUAAUUCUUUAAUCUUUAUCAAUUUAUUUAUUACUAAUUUGUAAUAUGUGGUCUGCUUGAAGGUAAGGGUAUUAUAUUUUAUUAGAAUUUUUACUUUUUCUAAUCCUCCCUCAUUCGCCAUUAAUUAUAAUUUUCUAUAGAAUGUUGAAAAUUAUUUGCAUUAUUCGAUUAAUCAGAACAUUUUAUAUUGUUUUGAGGUCUUAACUCUACUUGAAAAGAUAGAAGUGGUGAAAGUUGAAGAUGCACAAUAAUGUUUGUGA